AUGGGCACUCGUGGUAAAUUUAUACUAGACCGGCUACAAAAAAUAUUGAAGAGUCAGCAUUCCGUUGUAAAUGAAAAGCUUGCUUACUAUGCCGAACAAUCACAGAUCAAUCCAAGAGACGCAGAUGUUUCAUCGCCAAUUGUACCGGAACUACUCGAUACUUUACAUAAAAAUGAUCAAAAUCGUUCUUCUAUAAGUCAUUCUAGAAAUUCUAGUUCCUCCAGCAGUAGUUCUAGUUAUAGUUACUGUAACAGUUCAUCUUCAGAAGCUAAAAAUAACGACCAGUCAAUCCUACCGACCACAACAAAUAGUGAAAACGAAAUUGUUGCCGAACAUAUUUCCAGGAAAAGCUUUCCGAGAAACGACUCUGCAUUAGACAGAUCCUUUUAUGAAGACAGUGAUGAUUCAGUAAAGGACCCUAACUAUGAACCUGAUGAUGUUUUACCUAAAGAUGCGAAUUUGUCACAAAGUACAUCAUCUUCUACUUGCUUAACCAGUAUUUUGUCACCAUUGGCGAGCCCGGUAAAAAAAGGACGAAAGCGUGAAAGAAAAGAGGAAAACUGGAAAAAGAAUGUAUUACAAAAAUUAAAAAUAAGUGGCAAAGAGUACCAAUCACACACAUCUCAUAAGAAAGUGGUAAAGGCGAAGAAAAUAAAGCCGCCCUGUAAAGAAAAAUGUAAGUUACAAUGUAGGCUAAAACUCACCCAAGAAGAGAGGGAAGCUAUCUUUAACAGCUAUUGGGCCCUAGAUAGUAAUGAGAAUCAAUGGAAUUCCAUUUCCAAGAGUAUGGAAUCAAUUUGUCCGAAGUAUAGAUAUAUUCGAGAAGGAGGCUCUCGACCUCGACGGCAUAAUAAUAAUUCGUUUUAUUUCCACUUGCCUGACAAAAAAGUUAGAGUAUGUAAGACCUUCUUUAAAGCAAUUUUGGAUAUAACAGACCGACCGAUUCGCACAGUUACGGAAAAACAGAAUAAAGUUGCUAACACUCUACUAGAAAAAGAUCAACGUGGGAAGCACGGUAAACAUCAAAAAAUAGAUGAAAAGGUCCAGUGGAAUCCUCCAGCGGCAAUUAUAAUAACGUUAGAUUUCUUUUUAAAUUCUUUACAUAUUUAUAGUCUUCUCUGUGUGAUAUCUCAGUACCAAGAACUUAAAGCCGGUAGAGGUAGAGCCUUAGACGAUCAGAUAUACAGGGUAAUUCGUUCGCCUUCGAUAAUACCGGACAUCCUUUCGCCAAAUAUGAGCAGCGCCAGAAGGGGCUCCAGGAAAUCGGUCAAAUUUCCUGACAGUAAUCCAACGCAACACAACGGAUCCCAACUUUUGGACCCGUGGUCGAUAGAAGUGCGAUCUCCGAUGAUGGUACCGCGAGGUAUCGAUACAGCACCAUUACUGGACUCUGGUGCAACGCCAGUAACACAAUCGAGUGUAUAG
Molecule: messenger RNA, 1425 nt
Organism: Diabrotica balteata
Lineage: Eukaryota; Metazoa; Arthropoda; Insecta; Coleoptera; Chrysomelidae
Source: the annotation of a GenBank genome assembly